AACGAUUUCUUGUGCGUUGUGUGGACUUCUUUAUUUUGGGAAGAAGGGGCAAUUUUCUCUCUUUUGUAGACCUCCCUCGGCAUCAUGACGAAGUCCUACCGUACGUAUAGCAAGACUGCUCGCAGUCCCAAGCGUCCCUUUGAAAAGGAACGCUUGGACCAGGAAAUGAAACUCCUGGGCGAGUACGGUCUGAAGAACAAGCGAGAGGUGUGGCGCGUGCAGUACGCCCUUGCUAAGAUUCGUUCUGCAGCCAGAGAGUUGCUUACUCUGGAAGAGAAAGAUCCCCGCAGAGUUUUCCAAGGAACUGCUCUGUUGCGUCGCAUGGUUCGUCUGGGACUCUUGGGCGAGUCUGAGCAGAAGCUCGAUUACGUCCUCGGCCUCACUGUCGCCAAGUUUCUGGAGAGACGCCUUCAGACCAAGGUGUUCAAGCUUGGUUUGGCGAAAUCCAUUCACCACGCUCGUGUUCUUAUCCGUCAGCGCCACAUUCGCGUGGGAAAGCACAUCGUCGAUAUCCCCUCUUUCAUGGUCCGUGUAGAUUCUGAGAAGCACGUUGACUACGCGAUCACCUCUCCGUUCGGAGGUGGCCGUCCGGGCCGUGUAAAGAGACGCUCUCUGAAGGGCGGCAACGCUGAGGGUGGAGACGACGAGUAAAGAUACAUAUAUGCUUCGUCUAUUGUGCGUAGGAAGAUUCCUUGGGAGAGAGGUAAAGCGUUUUGGCUCGACCGCGGCAUGUUUUUGUUAUAACUGUCGAAGGACGGGGGCGAGGGGACCGGGUGCCGUCGUGACAGUCGAGAAACGAAAAUCAUCUCUCAAUCUUUGAGCAAAAUUCCGCUUGCCUGAUGCGGCGUGCUGCCGAACGGAGGUGUUCUUUUGGAAAUUUCUGCUGACCGACA
This is a messenger RNA of Toxoplasma gondii ME49, 893 nucleotides long. It is a transcript of the gene RPS9, whose product is annotated as ribosomal protein RPS9. Bases 85 to 651 code for a protein of 188 amino acids. Lineage: Eukaryota; Apicomplexa; Conoidasida; Eucoccidiorida; Sarcocystidae. Gene Ontology annotation, cellular component: cytosolic small ribosomal subunit. The record is from RefSeq and is a predicted model, not a curated record. Gene Ontology annotation, molecular function: structural constituent of ribosome; rRNA binding. The transcript is spliced from 3 exons. Gene Ontology annotation, biological process: positive regulation of translational fidelity; translation.